AUGGCUAUUGAUGAUGGGCAGCUUCCCGAUGCUUCUCAAGGCCAAUUGGAUGAUCUGUUGGAAGGACAAGUAGAGACGCAAAACAACGUUGACGAGAAGAGCAAAAAGAUUGAGAACAGCCAAGAUGAGCUUCCGUCUUUAGAUUCCCAACGAGAAAUUAUCACAGAAGCUCUUAGACGAGACUCGGAAGCAGCUCAGGAGGGAGAUGUGGUGUGCGUCAUCCCACAGCGCUGGUAUGACAAAUUCUUAGAUGAAAACACUACUGAUCCGGAAGAAAUAGGCCAAUUGAACCCUUCGCUAAUCUGUCGAGAUUACAAAAAUUUCAUUCUGGUAGAAUAUGACCGACACCCUUAUUUAUCAGUUUCAAAGUCUGUUUUUGAGAAAUUAGUGAAGUGGUAUGGUCUGGCACCUCGUUCACAACCAGUAACAACGGUCUUAGUUCACGAUGAUGAAGCCAAUACAUUGGUGACAGAAUAUAAUCGCUGCCACUUUAGAGUACAUUAUUUGGUCGAGGGUUAUAGCGAGAGGCGAUACGCCAACAAUGGACCGCUUUAUGUGACAGUUUCAAGGCUCUCCAACAUAGAAAACCUAUACAACUCCAUUGUAGAGAUCUUCAAGGAAAAGGAAUCAAGUGCAAUUGAGAGACUAAAGGUUUGGUACGUUAAGGACUCAGAUGCUAAUGAGAAGAAGAGCAUUUUAUUAUCGUCUUACAAACUGAAUCCAUUACAAUUCAUGCAGCUUCCGGUAAAGACACAAAUUACUUCCCAGCUGCAAAGUCACUCCCUCAAGCGUUUAGGUUUAUAUUCUGGUGAUUUUGUCGUUGAGGUAAAGCAACAUGGCCAAAAAUACCAUUGGCUAAGCAAUUACUUUAUUUAUAAUACCCUGCAACCUUCGCAGGGAAUAACUGGGUUGACUAAUUUGGGUAAUACUUGUUAUAUGAACUCAGCGUUACAAUGUCUAGUGCACAUCCCAGAGCUGCGAGAUUACUUUCUUUACGACGGAUUUACAAGCGAGAUUAAUUCUGAUAACCCGCUUGGGUAUCAAGGCAACAUUGCAAAAGCGUUUUCAUUGCUUGUAAAAAGCUUGUUUGGAGCUUCGUACGGGUCAGCGAGCUCUCAAGCAUUCUCACCCAAUAACUUCAAGAUGAUCAUGGGCCAUUGUAAUACCAUGUUCUCUGGGUAUAUGCAGCAGGAUUCGCAAGAAUUUUUAGCAUUUUUGCUCGAUGGACUACAUGAAGAUUUGAAUAGAGUUCAUGACAAGCCUUACAUUGAAAAGCCCUCACUAUCGCCAAACAGCGAUGUAACAGAUCGCGAUACCAUCAAGAAACUCGCUGAAGAUACUUGGAAGAUGCAUCUGCUACGUAACGAUUCAAUCGUGACGGAUCUUUUUGUCGCACUCUAUGAAUCGACACUAGAGUGCCCGGAAUGUAGAAACGUCUCCAUUACGUUUGACCCCUACAAUGAUUUAACUUUACCGCUGCCUGUCAACACUACAUGGCACUCCAAAGUCAAGAUUUUUCCACAGAACUCACCGCCCUGCAUUUUAGAGGUAGAGAUGAAAAAGUCAGCUUCUUAUCAAGAACUUAAAGAUUACGUUGCUGAGUACGCUAGAAUUGAUUCUCGCUAUCUCUAUGGUUGUGAGAUUUUUAAUCAUCAGUUUUGCAAUAACUACGAAUCACCAGACACAAUGUCGCAGUAUCUGCCGAUAAGUGAACUGAUAUCCGAAUCUGAUGACGUUAUUUUCUAUGAAUUGAAUGCUUCCAGCGAUGAUACCAUAGUCCCGGUUUUAAACACAAGGAUUGAGGAUAACUUCAAUACUCCGCAGUUGUUUGGCGUACCAUUUUUCCUGGUUCUUUCUCCUGCGGAGCUCCAUAAUCCGAGCUUAAUUCGCUUGAAGCUUGAGAGGCAGUACACCCAUUUAAGUGGAGGCUUCUUAGAAUUUCCUUUAUCCUCAAUCGAACAGCCAAAUGACAUCGAGUCCUUCUCGCUUCUCAAGACUAAGUACCAGGAAAAUGAUCUCAUCGCAUAUCAAGAUCUUUUGGCCUAUGCGGUUCCCGAGGACUCAAAUGUGAACGAAUUUUUCUCCAUAGGAAUUCUGCAGAAUCAUGUGGUCGAUAUUGGUCCGGGGUCAAAUCCUUCUGGCGAAACCUCGUUUUGGGCCCCGACUUCUCGUCUAGAUUAUGGUCGUGCCAAAAACCUCACUGAGAUGCUAGACAAUAUUUCAAGAGAUAUUUAUGAUUAUCCCAACUUUGUGCAUAAUAUCGAAGCCAUGAACGAACCAAGUAACGAAUCAUCUUAUAUGCUCCACGCACGAAGGCAGUCCGAUGAUGAAAAAUCCGAUCCAGACAUCGAUGCCGAAGGAGAUUCUAGAAGUCUAAAUGAUGAAAAUAUCAUAGUAGAGACAGACUCGAACACGGAUACUGGGGAUCGUUCGUUGCGAAACAAUAUCAUAUCUCCCAGAGAUGUCAUAAUCUGUGAAUGGUCUGCUUCCCGUGUUGGGGAGGUUUUUAACGAGGAUACUCAGAUCAACUGGAAUAAGCCUGCUAAAUUGGUCAAUAACGAGGUGGAAGCUCGCAAGAAAGAAGCGGAAGGUCAAGAAAAAAGAGCAAUUUCUCUGCAUGAUUGCUUGAAGCUCUUUUCCAAGAAAGAAGUCCUUUCUAUGAAUGAUUCCUGGUACUGCCCAACGUGCAAAGAUCACAGACAGGCUACAAAGCAGAUCCAAUUAUGGAGUACCCCAGAUGUUUUACUAAUACACUUGAAAAGGUUCGAGAAUCAACGGUCCUUUAGUGACAAAAUAGACGAUACUGUGCACUUUCCAAUAAAGUCACUCGAUAUGACAGAGCAUUUAGUGCACGAAGAUCCAAGAGGAUCCAUCUACGAUCUGAUAGCAGUAGACAAUCACUUUGGUGGGCUAGGAGGGGGCCAUUAUACAGCUUACGUGAAGACAAACGAUAAAUGGUUUUAUUUUGAUGAUUCUCGUGUCACCGAAACGAAACCAGAAAGCUCUAUAGCUGGAUCUGCGUACUUGCUAUUUUAUUUGCGUCGUACUGAGAGCGGGAAAAUUGGCAGUGAGAGACUUCAGAGUAUUAUAUUGCAGUCUCGUAAAGAACACGAUUUCAAAAUUCAACAAAUGUUGGAGCAGCAGAAAACGAUAUAUGCCACGAACAAAUCAGAUGAAGAGGAUUUGGCUGAAGAUGAUGAGGACGACCAGAAAGGCAUUAGUGGUGGUUCGGACGAUUGUAUUGACCAUGAGGCAAACCGUAGCAGCUCAAAUGAAAAUCUACUUCAGUCAAGAUCCACGGAUUAUAGCAUAGCAAGCUUAGAAGUUGGAAAGGAAGACAGCGACAGUAAUGAAGCGCCGGACGAUAACUUGGGCAGGCGUAAGUUGAGGCUAUUGAAUAAAACUUAUACAGAACGUUCGGAAACGGCGUCACCAGAAUCAUCAAGUUCCUCUGAUGGCGCAGAGAGCAUAAGUGCUGUUCUAACAGGCUCUAAAAUCAACGACGAAUCUCUACCCAGAUCGCCCGAGAAGCAGUGA
This is a messenger RNA of Torulaspora delbrueckii, 3537 nucleotides long. RefSeq names its product putative ubiquitin-specific protease UBP12 (gene UBP12). Bases 1 to 3537 code for a protein of 1178 amino acids. The transcript has a single exon. Gene Ontology annotation, molecular function: cysteine-type deubiquitinase activity. The record is from RefSeq and is a predicted model, not a curated record. NCBI's taxonomy places the organism in Eukaryota, Fungi, Ascomycota, Saccharomycetes, Saccharomycetales, Saccharomycetaceae. Gene Ontology annotation, biological process: protein deubiquitination.